Messenger RNA from Nerophis lumbriciformis (worm pipefish), 2946 nucleotides. It is a transcript of the gene prph2la, whose product is annotated as peripherin 2-like a. Gene Ontology annotation, biological process: visual perception. The record is from RefSeq and is a predicted model, not a curated record. NCBI's taxonomy places the organism in Eukaryota, Metazoa, Chordata, Actinopteri, Syngnathiformes, Syngnathidae. Gene Ontology annotation, cellular component: plasma membrane.
UUAGCUUUCACUUUUUACCUCAACACAGAACACAUAAGUGGCAGUUCUCUCUCGGCGCUGGAGCAGUUAGAUUUGCACAGGUAGCAGAAGGUCCGAAAUAAUCCCUGUCAGGACCGAGGGCUGAUUAAUGAUUAAAGAGGAUUAUGAAGGAGGGUCAGAGCUUGGUCAGUAGUGCCUGUAUCUGCUUUCCUAUAACCUGUCUCUACUACUACUACUACUAAUACUACCUCCUCAGUCAUGAUCCAUUUUAGCUUGCAUGCAAAACAAGAAGGGGAAAAUGAGAGAAAUUUCAAGUCAGCCUGUUCAUGAAUGUAUAAGAGACUAAGCGAACUUGUGGAACCGCAAUGCAGCACAAUGAACACAUAAUUAACACAACCAGGCUAAGCUGCUUGUGAAAGACUCCAAGAGUCCAUCUUCCAACCCGAUUGUCAGCACCUCUUCCCGGGGGAAAACAGGAGGUUUUUAAACAAUGGCUGUUUUGAAAGUGACAUUUACCAAGACCAAGAGAGAUAAGCUAGCUCAGGUCCUUUGGAUCCUAAAUUGGAUCUCGGUUAUGACAGGGGUGAUCCUGUUCAGCCUGGGCCUCUUCCUCAAGGUGGAGCUCAACAAGCGUAGGGAGCUGAUGGCCGACAGGGACAUUCAGUACGUGCCCAACAUGCUCAUAUCCGUCGGUCUCAUUGCCUGCGUCAUUAACUUCUUGGGCGGAAAGAUCUGCUACGACUGCGCGGACACUGCCAAGUUCUUACGAUGGAAGCUGAUCAUGCUGCCUUACAUCAUCUGCACCUUCUUCUUCACCUUCUGUGUGCUGGUGGGGGCCCUCUUGUGUUACACUAUGCACUGGGAGCUGGAUGAGUCCCUGAGGGAGGGCCUGACUGAGGCCAUGAAGUUCUACAAGGACACCGACACGCCGGGUAGAUGCUUCCUAAAGCGUGCCAUGGACAUGCUACAGAUAGAGUUCCAGUGCUGCGGCAACAAGGCUUACAAGGACUGGUUUCAAAUGCAGUGGAUCAGCAACCGCUAUCUGGACAUGUCCCACAGGGAUGUGGUUGAUCGUUUGAGGAGCAAUGUGGAGGGCAAGUACCUGAUGGACGGCGUCCCCUUCAGCUGCUGCAACGUCAACUCGCCGCGUCCGUGCAUCCAACAACAAAUAACCAACAACUCGGCCCACUUCAACUAUGACCACCACACAGAGGAGCUCAACCUGUGGACCAAAGGGUGCCACGAGGCGCUCUUGGACUACUACACAGACAUCAUGCACUCCAUCGGCCUCACUGUGCUCAUCACGUGGCUCUUUGAGUUGUCGGUGUUGACAGGGGUUCGUUACCUCCAGACGUCUCUAGAGAACGUGCUGAGACACGGAGACCCCAACUCUGAGUCUGAUGGUUGGCUUCUGGAAAACAGCUUCAUAGAGACGGCUCGGACCAACUUGAACAUCAUCAAGACCCUCAGCAAAAACAACCACGUGGACGCCGCCAACAACGGAGACCCCAACAUCAAUGUACCAUCCACCUCCAAAGCGCACUAUGGGCCAGACAACGUGCAUCCUCAGCAAAUACCAGCAGCCAGCUGACUCAAGCAAUAAAACUGUUGAAAUGUUGGACCUAAACUGACCUAUUGAGUUAGUCAGAGGCCUUUUUAAAUCAUCUAAAGGGACCGUCAGUUGCCUUUUGUGUAUAAUUUUCAUUUAAAGAAAAGAACACUUUUGGGGAUACCUUGUGGCCUUGACCUACUCAUUGAAAGGACAUUUGUUCUCUAAUUAAUUAAGGUUUGGACUGUUAAGCCUGCUCAGUGGCCUUGUGGUUAGAGUGUCCGCCCUGAGAUCAUUAGGUUGUGAGUUCAAACCCUGGCCGAGUCAUACCAAAGACUAUAAAAUGGGACCCAUUACCUCCCUGCUUGGCACUCAGCAUCAAGGGUUGGAAUUGGGGCUUGAAUCACCAAAAUGAUUCCCGAGCGCGGCCACCGCUGCUGCCAUCCCCUCACCUCCCAGGGGGUGGAACAAGGGGAUGGGUAAAAUGCAGAGAAUAAUUUCACCUACCGUAUUUUUCAGACUAUAAGUCACAGUUUUUUUUCAUAGUUUGGCCGGGGGUGCGACUUAUACUCAGGAGCGACUUAUAUGUGAAAUUAUUAACACAUUACCGUAAAAUAUCAAAUAAUAUUAUUUAGCUCAUUCACAUAAGAGACUAGACGUAUAAGAUUUCAUCGGAUUUAGCGAUUAGGAGUGACAGAUUGUUUGGUAAACGUAUAGCAUGUUCUAUAUGUUAUAGUUAUUUGAAUGACUCUUACCAUAAUAUGUUACGUUAACAUACCAGGCACGUUCUCAGUUGGUUAUUUAUGCCUCAUAUAACGUACACUUGUUCAGCCUGUUGUUCAGUAUUCUUUAUUUAUUUUAAAUUGCUUUUCAAAUGUCUAUUCUUGGUGUUGGGUUUUAUCAAAUACAUUUCCCCAAAAAAUGCGACUUAUACUCCAGUGCGACUUAUAUAUGUUUUUUUCCUUCUUUAUUAUGCAUUUUCGGCCGGUGCGACUUAUACUCCGGAGCGACUUAUACUCCGAAAAAUACAGUUGUAUGUGUGUGACUAUCAGUGGUACUUAAAGUGGAUUGUAAUUUCCUUUAUCAAUCAUCAAGCAAAUUCAUUUUUGUUUCAUGUUUGCUAUAUUUAUUUAAUUAGCAUUUAUUUACUCUAUAUACUGUAUACAUACUUUGUAUUGCAAUACAUGAUAUACACUUGGGAAACCAUGUUUAAUACAUACAGGAAUGUCUCAGAAAAUUAGAAUAUUGUGAUAAAGUUCUUUAUUUUCUGUAAUGCAAUUAAAAAAACAAAAAUGUCAUAUAUUCUGGAUUCAUUACACAUCAACUGAAAUAUUGCAAGCCUUUUAUUAUUUUAAUAUUGCUGAUUAUGGCAUACAGCUUAAGAAAACUCAAAAAUCAUAUCUCAAAAAAUUUGAAUA